AUGAAGCCCGUAAGCGCCCUCGCCUUUCUCGCCGCCCAGUGCCACCUCGCCUUCUCCUCCCCGCUGGAAAGCGCCGCCGCCGAAUGCGGCUCCCUGGGCGUCAUGAAAGUCGACUCUGCCUCCCUCCCGCCGGGAGUCGACGCAGCCGCGAUCCGCAAGUGCGCCGAGCACCCUCUGGCGGCGUCUCCCAACCCCGUGUCCAAGCGAGACUGCUGGUACGGCAAGCCGUCCGGGUGCUCCAAGGGCUAUUGCUGGAAGUCUUGCGGCGGUACCGGGCAGUGGUGCUGGACUGCCUUCAACGACGGCUACGGCAACUGGAUCGGGUGCAAGAACGACGGGCAGUGCAACACGAACCAGGCCUGCGGGAUCGGUAACUGCAAGAGCUGCGGCUGCAGCUGCUGA
Ustilaginoidea virens is the source of this 402-nucleotide messenger RNA. RefSeq lists its product as uncharacterized. Bases 1 to 402 code for a protein of 133 amino acids. Lineage: Eukaryota; Fungi; Ascomycota; Sordariomycetes; Hypocreales; Clavicipitaceae. The record is from RefSeq and is a predicted model, not a curated record. The transcript has a single exon.